Molecule: messenger RNA, 1908 nt
Organism: Microbotryum saponariae
Lineage: Eukaryota; Fungi; Basidiomycota; Microbotryomycetes; Microbotryales; Microbotryaceae
Source: the annotation of a GenBank genome assembly
AUGACGGUAAAACACGGUCACGACUGCCUCGGUGGCGCUUUGGAAAUCGUUCCAGACGCCCUGCUCUCUCGCGAGACCAACCUGAGCAGCGCGCUGGCUUCCCUCGUCGGCAAGAUCGAUGGCAAGUCGCUUCCUCAAAGCCCCUUCGCAGCCCGUAACUGCUCCGCCCCGAUUUUCCGAGCAAACCCGAGCUGACCCUCUACGCUGUCCAUCACUGUGCUCCACUCAGUCGCCAUCAUCGACGGCGCUACCGCGUUCGCACGUCAGCGCCAUGCCGCGACGGACCGGGCGCAACACAACGAGCCGAAGCGAGGCCGGCUGUUCCUCAAUGCGAUCAUUCGACACCUCGAGGUAAUCAUUGCAGCGACGGCAAGGCGGAUCCAAGUGGUCGUGGUAUUUGAUCAUCCCAUCCUUCGGCCCAAGCUCAAGCAGGACACCGUGCUCGAUCGCCAAGAUCGCCAGAAACCGCAAGAGCCUUCCGAUAAAUCGACCCCUGUCACCCACCCCGUCCCCUUCAUCACGAACGACACCCUCGCCGCGUGCGUUCACGGACGAUCGAGCAAAGAAUGGGAGGUCGCUUUUCGCCACGGUGACGAGCCAACCCGAGUCGCCACCUUUGUUCGCUGGUCCGAGCAAGGCUUGCUCGUCGUCGCGGCCCACGAGGCCGAUCCCCUCGUCUCGGCGUCGACCAAGUUUGGCCAGAUCUGCGACGUUGCGCUCGAACCCAACCGCGUCGUCCUCGUGAGCGCCGACAGCGACUUUUUCGUGCUUCUCGGCGCCGACCAGGCCCGCUAUCGCGCCGUGCUAUCGGGCAAGGACCAAAACAUUAGCUUGGUGGACCUUGCCGUACUCGACGCUCACCCCACGGUGUGGAAUUCUCGUCAGCGAUUCGUCGCGAGCCUCAUCCUCGGGUGUGACUAUUUUAGGGGCAUCAAAGGGGUCGGGCCUGGGGGACUUAGAGACCUGCCUGGGCAGUGGUUGGACGAGGCGACGUGGCAGAGUGGCUGGGAUGGCGCCGCGGGGGCGUUGAUCAGGAACGUCGACUCGGGGCCGGCGCCGACGGAGGAACAAAUUGAGGAGGUCAAGUCCCUUUGCGCCGCGAUCGAUCCUAUCCAAAAUCUGUUGCACCACUACAAGGACAAGACGUUCGCAAAAGCAACCGCGGAGUCCAUCACCACAGUCACAAAGGGGACCAGGGUGCGGUUCAAGGGAACGCCACAUGAAGACCCGUCGGCAGUCUCACGAUAUGCCUAUGCGCCGAUUCGCCGCAACCCCCCUCUCGUCCACCAACCCGGGGUCGCCUCCACCGGACCUCUGCCCUCUCUUUCGAGUCUCUCGACCGUUCAAGAUCCUGAACUCCGACGUGACCACGCCAAGGCUCGACGACGUCAAGCCGAGCAGCCGGCCCGCAUGGUCUCGACGCACAAGCUCGCCGUGCAAGGAACCGUCAGGGCGUCGGACUACCGCUUGGUCGAUCCCGAAUUCGGGGACAGCGCAGAACAGCGCACUCGCAAGUCCAAUAAUUCAAAGUCGAUCGAAAGGAACAAGGCGACCACGGCGGCCGAAGUACGUGCCCUGUUCUCGAAGCAAUCGGACUCGGGCAGCAGCGGCGGCGGCGGCGGAAAAUCUCCUGGCGGAGUUAUCUACAGGAUGUCAACAAUGACGGGUACGCUCGACGAUCUGGUCCGAGAAUCCAUGGUGUCCGGAGAAUUGAGGCAAGGCGCACAUCGGGUUCGAAGACCCCCGGCAAGGACGGCACGUCAGGCUGAGGCAAGUGCACCACCGGCGGCAACUCGAAACCGAGCAAGCUCGCUCGGGCUGAUGGACGUGGACUCGGAUGCGGCUUUGGUCGUCGACGAAUCCGAUUCGCGCAGCUACAGCAUUGCAGCAAUGGAGAUUGAUAGGUGA